Darwinula stevensoni is the source of this 1155-nucleotide messenger RNA. The record is from the annotation of a GenBank genome assembly. NCBI's taxonomy places the organism in Eukaryota, Metazoa, Arthropoda, Ostracoda, Podocopida, Darwinulidae.
AUGUUGAGGUGUGGCCAGCGAUUCCGUCUUGCCAUCAGAUAUGAAGAACAUUUAAUCAAAGAGGCUAGGGAAACUGUUCCUUUUGUAUUCAUCACUGAAGAAGAGCAGAUUGUCUGUGGAGAGGAGAACAUAGAAGAAAAAGAACAGGAAGAAACAGGGAAAGGAAAAAUGGUAAAGAGAGAUGAGCAAUCAUUUAAGGGGAAGCAAGUUGAAGAGGUAUCACUUUUUAAAAAUGCUUCAAAAAAAGCAGAAAAGAAACAGAGGAAGAUUACAGCCAUAAAGCUGGACAAAAAGGAACAUUUGAUCAAGAUUGAAGAAACUCAACUGUCUUCCCCAAACAGUGCUAAGUUGGUCCCUUCUUUGCCAGAGUCUUCAGGGGGAAAUUCCUUGGUGCAACAACAAGCCAGAGAAUUUGCAACAAAUGAGAUGCAAGCUGAUUUGGACAGUGUUCACCCAAUCAACACUAAUGGUGUGGGUUUGAUUUUGGGCAUUGUAAAUGCAGAUGGGACGGUAACCCUCGAUAAGCCUGGGUGUUUGACAGGUCCUGCAUUCUUGGGUUCCAUCCAGGGGGAAAAUACUCCUCUUCAGCCUCAAGUGCCUGGGUGCCCUGAGCAGCAGCAGCAAAUUCAACCAGCAAUGGAUUCAUCAUUGAUGUUGACACAAGAUGUGAAUAAGGCUGACAUCAACAAACCUUUCUCAUCAUCUCAAGUGGGUGGCAAGAUAGUAGUUCCUACCCGGGGCAUGUCCAGUCGGAGAGCCAGGGGAACCUCUGGCAGCAGACCAACACGUGGUGCCAUUAGGAGUCCAGGCAUCCAGACAAAGAUGCCAACAAAGGUCCAAGUGAAACAAAACUUCAUACCUUCCCAUGGAAGAACCAUGCGCCUCUGCAAAGCCCCAGAUAUGGACAUUCAAAUUAUUGAGGAGAAGCAGAGGGCUAAGAAUGUCCCACUGCAAGGCAAGUAUUUACCCCCUAUUAACCUGGGUGGAAAUGUGACCUUGAUGCAAUUGGAUCCAAUCCCAGAGUCUUCCAAGAACCCCUUCUUACACACCAACAUUUUGGCUAACCGUGGAAUAACCAUCACACCCCCUUCUGAUGCUGGUCUCCUUGUUGUGGAUGCUCAGGAUCCUGCCACCACUCGUAUUCUUUUCGGAUGA